Jaculus jaculus (lesser Egyptian jerboa) is the source of this 998-nucleotide messenger RNA. RefSeq names its product syntaxin 19 (gene Stx19). Gene Ontology annotation, biological process: synaptic vesicle fusion to presynaptic active zone membrane; exocytosis; intracellular protein transport. Lineage: Eukaryota; Metazoa; Chordata; Mammalia; Rodentia; Dipodidae. The record is from RefSeq and is a predicted model, not a curated record. Gene Ontology annotation, molecular function: SNARE binding; SNAP receptor activity. Gene Ontology annotation, cellular component: SNARE complex; synaptic vesicle; presynaptic active zone membrane. The transcript has 2 exons. The coding region runs from base 114 to 998 and encodes 294 amino acids.
ACAAUUUCCUCAAGUGUUACAUUCGAUGGCUCUCAGAUUUUCUCUUCAAGAAAGGACUCCAACACGGAAGGUGGAAAAACAAGAGGAACAAGACAGGAAGGAGAAAAGCCAAGAUGAGAGAUCGACUGCAAGAACUGAGACAGAAAACAAAGGAAAUGGAGCUCUCCAGAGACAGUCAGGGGUUGACUACAGAAGCAGAGGGCCAAGGAGUGUUUGUGCAGCAGGCUGUUAUUUAUGAAAGAGAACCUGUAGCUGAAAGACAUCUACAUGAGAUCCAAAAACUACAAGAGAACAUUAACAAUUUGGCAGAUGAUGUUCAAAGAUUUGGACAACAGCAGAAAAGUCUGGUGGCUUCAAUGAGAAGGUUUAGUCUGCUUAAGAAAGACUCCAGUAUCGCAAGGGAGAUAAAAGUCCAGGCAGAACACAUUAACAGAGGCUUGGGUGAUUUAGGUAAAGAAGUUCAAAGGUCAGAGGCUGAAAAUGGCUCAUCAUCAGUGGUCACAAGGAUACUUAAGUCUCAGUAUGCUGCUAUGUUCCACCACUUUCAGCAAAUCAUGUUUGUAUACAAUGAUGCAAUAGCAGCAAAGCAAGAGAAGUGCAAGACAUUUAUCUUCCGGCAGCUUGAAGUUGCUGGGAAAGAAGUGCCAGAAGAGGAAGUAAACGACAUGCUUCAUCAAGGAAGGUGGGAAGUGUUUAAUGAAAGCUUACUUACAGAAACCAACAUAACUAAAGCUCAACUCUCUGAGAUUGAACAGAGACACAAAGAACUUGUUAACUUGGAAAACCAAAUAAAGGAUUUAAGGGAUCUUUUCAUGCAGAUAUCCCUGUUAGUAGAGGAACAAGGAGAGAGCAUCAACAAUAUUGAAAUGAUGGUGAACAGUACAAAAGAUUUUGUUAGCAACACAAGAGAAAAAUUCGGACUAGCUGUUAAAUACAAAAGAAGAAAUCCCUGCAGAGCCCUGUGCUGCUGCUGUUGUCCAUACUGUAGCUCCAAAUAA